AUGAUGUUCAUUGCUACUUACAACGCCAUCUAUGCCGUUGGAGAUGAUGGAAAUAGUGAACCCACCGCAGUCUAUGAAGGCACAGACCAUCAAGGCCGCGGCGGAAGGCAUCCCGAUGGCGCAAUGGUUUCACUGUCAAGCGGUCAAGCCGUGGUGUCUGCCUUGUUGGAUGGAACGCUACUGGUUUUAUCGGAGGAUGGUGAGAAACGAAUUCCAACAGGUAUAGAGGAUCCAAUCGCUUCGUUGCUCGUUGUUCGCGAAAAUCCGUUGACGCUGCUCAUCGGAACGGAUGAGGGGGCUUAUGUCUAUCGCCUCGUUGGAGAAGAAGGACCGGCUGAACGGGUCGUCGCGUUUGACGAAUUAGAAUGUCGGAAAGAUUGGUAUACGCCGUGGGGCGGUCCACCAGCGGUACGGACUUUUGCCAAGACCCAAGACGGCUUUUGUUACGCAGAUGUCCAUGUCGGAAGUAUCAUGCGUUCCCCCGAUGAAGGAAUUUCGUGGGAACCCGUCACGCCAGACCUCAAUAAAGAUGUCCAUCAGGUCGCUACGUGUCCUGCGGACGAUCAUCAAGUUUAUGCGAAUACCGCCAACGGUGUUUACAUCAGUACAGAUCGUGGAAACUCAUGGGAACAUCGGCUUCAAGGUUUACCUCGUCGCUACGGCACCGCUAUUGCUGUACAUCCCAGCAGACCCAGACCUAUUGAUCGCCACAGUCCAAAACGGACCGAGAGGCGGUGGUGCUUGGCUCUGUCGUUCGGAGAAUGGCGGCGCGACGUGGACUCAACUCAACGAUCAGCUCACAGAAUCCACCGAUCGGAUUAG
This is a messenger RNA of Geodia barretti, 822 nucleotides long. NCBI's taxonomy places the organism in Eukaryota, Metazoa, Porifera, Demospongiae, Tetractinellida, Geodiidae. The record is from the annotation of a GenBank genome assembly.